Molecule: messenger RNA, 819 nt
Organism: Pedinophyceae sp. YPF-701
Lineage: Eukaryota; Viridiplantae; Chlorophyta; Pedinophyceae
Source: the annotation of a GenBank genome assembly
AUGAGCGGCACCAGGAGUGGCUUCGAGGCCUCCGCGCCCGGCGGGCCCAGUUCCGCGGCGAGCUCCGUGCGCGAUGGCGAGACGGAGAAGUUCGCCUCGCUGUCAGGGGGCUGGUGGGACCGCAACGGCCCGUUCCGUGCCCUGCACUCCAUGAACAGGGUCCGCGUCCCCUUCAUCAGGGACGUCCUCUGCAACGCGCACGGUUUGGACCCCGCGAAGCUCCACACGCUCGAGAACGUCAGAAUCCUCGACGUCGGGUGCGGGGGCGGCAUCCUCGCGCGCGCCCUCGCGGCCCUGGGCGCCCACGUCACCGCCAUCGACGCCUCGGCCGAAUGCAUCGCCGCCGCCUCGGCCUACCACGAGCGCAACCCCGCGGCCCUCGCCGCGUCGCCCGGACGCAUCGACUUCGCGCACGCGACCGCCGAGCAGCUCGUGGACGCCGGCGCGCAGUUCGACAGCGUGGUCGCCUCGGAGGUGAUCGAGCACGUCGACACCCCCCCCUCCUUCCUGCACACCCUCGCGCGGCUGACGCGGCCGGGCGGCGCCGUCGUCGUCUCCACGCUCAACCGCACCCCGGAGUCCUACUGCAAGGCCAUCGUCUUCGCCGAGCGCGUCAUGGACCUCGCCCCCCCCGGCACGCACGACUGGGGCGCGUUCAUCACGCCCGAGGAGCUCGCGCUGAUGGGUGCCGACGCGGGCCUGCACCUGUCGCACCUGACGGGCAUGAGCUACGACCCGUUCCGCGACAUGUGGACACUGACGGGCAGCACGGGGGUCAACUAUGUCGCCUCGCUGCUCAAGGGGCCGCCCGCGGCGUGA